UCCGAACGGGUUGAAAUUUUGUAUCAACAAUCUUCGUAUUGAGAAAUAAGCAAAUAUCGAGUUUUGAGUUGAUUGGAGCAUUUUUAACCCCCAGUCUGCAAGACAAACUGUGGUCUGCAAAUUAGAAACGCCUGAUUUCGGACAUGGAACGAGUGUUCACCAUUAAAAGCAAAUCAAUAAUUAGAGCUUUAGCAUGGCACCCUUGGAAGAGCUCAUUGUUUGCUUGUGGCUGUACUGAUGAAGCUUCAGCACGUGUAACUAUAUGGAAUAUAAAUACUCAAAACCAAGUUGCUCGUGAAAAAACCUGUUACAAAAAUUCGUCUAUAGGUGCUUUAACUUUUAAUCCAAUUAGUGGAGAACUUGUGGUCAGCUAUUUUGUACGUGAAGGAAGUGGAAUUAUCACUGUUAUUUCGAGUAUUGAUACAGUUGUAGAGGAAUUCCAUAUUCAUGAUGCUCCCAUAUUGUAUCUUCUCUGGGGUAGUGGAGGAAGACAGUUAGCCUCUGUAAGUGCGGAUGAGAAUUUAUGUAUAUGGAAUUUUUUUGGUAAUCCUAGCAUAGAAAUAAAGCAAACACAAGACAACUCCAGACGCUCAAAUUUGAUUUAUCCUUGCAUUAGGUAAACAUUUUAAUCUGUUCCUUUUAGUGUUGAAGGUUUUUAUAUUUUGUAAUUUGUUUGAAUUUUUUCACUUCAAUGUGUGUCACCCAUCAUCACCGCAUAUACUAGAUUUUUAU
This is a messenger RNA of Zophobas morio, 732 nucleotides long. RefSeq names its product protein cortex-like. The coding region runs from base 144 to 620 and encodes 158 amino acids. Lineage: Eukaryota; Metazoa; Arthropoda; Insecta; Coleoptera; Tenebrionidae. The transcript has 4 exons. Gene Ontology annotation, cellular component: anaphase-promoting complex. Gene Ontology annotation, molecular function: anaphase-promoting complex binding; ubiquitin ligase activator activity; protein binding. Gene Ontology annotation, biological process: positive regulation of anaphase-promoting complex-dependent catabolic process; positive regulation of ubiquitin protein ligase activity; anaphase-promoting complex-dependent catabolic process. The record is from RefSeq and is a predicted model, not a curated record.